UGUAGCGAUAUGGCUCAGGCAGAUAGUCGUGGCAAAGAUGGCAGAUGGUCUCUUGAGGGAACCACAGCUCUUGUUACUGGUGGCUCCAAAGGAAUUGGGUAUGCUAUUGUGGAGGAAUUGGCAGCUCUUGGGGUGACCGUUCACACAUGCUCUCGAAAUAAAGCUGAUGUUAAUAAUUGCCUGCGUGUGUGGGAGACAAAGGGCUUCCGAGUCACUGGUUCAGUCUGUGACGUUUCUUCUCAAGCUCAAAGAGAGGAGCUUAUGAAGACUGUUUCUCAUCAAUUUAAUGGCAAACUCAAUAUCCUUAUAAAUAAUGUGGGAACCAACAUUCCCAAACCAACCCUAGAGGUGACAACUCAAGAUUUCUCAUUUCUCAUCGCUACCAACUUUGAAUCUGCUUACCACCUGAGCCAACUUGCGCAUCCUCUUCUGAAAGGAUCGGGAGCAGGAAGUAUUGUUCUCCUUUCUUCCAUUGGUGGAUUGUUGUCAUUAGGUGGUUCAUCCGUUUAUGGAGCAACUAAAGGAGCAAUAAACCAACUUACUAGAAGUUUGGCAUGUGAAUGGGCACGAGAUAAUAUCAGGACCAAUUGCGUUGCACCUGGGGCAACAAGAACUCCUUUAAUGGAGGAGGCUCUCAAUUCCAAAAACGCAGAACUUUCAAAUUCACGGACCCCUCUCGGACGACCUGCGGAGCCAGAGGAGAUAUCAUCCUUGGUGGCUUUUCUCUGUCUACCUGCAGCCUCUUACAUAACGGGACAAACAAUCUAUGCAGAUGGAGGGAUGUCUGCGUAUGGAUUUGAUCCCCAGAACAAUAUAUGA
Messenger RNA from Corylus avellana, 819 nucleotides. Its product is annotated as tropinone reductase homolog At5g06060-like. The record is from RefSeq and is a predicted model, not a curated record. NCBI's taxonomy places the organism in Eukaryota, Viridiplantae, Streptophyta, Magnoliopsida, Fagales, Betulaceae. Gene Ontology annotation, molecular function: oxidoreductase activity.